AUGUCCUGUGCGCUGUACGCGCCGCGCUUAGGGACUGCGCUUGACGGAUUGCACGGGCAGCUACUGUACAAUGUGUUUACGCGACUGGUACGCCGCUCGGGCCCGGCAUUGCAUGGGGGGUACAUGGACCGUGCACGGGCGGUGGAGCCGUGGAUGCGCAGCAUCGCCGAAAGCAUUGCAUGGAUCAUUGCGCCGGACGAGAGAGGCGGGCAUGCGCAUGCGCAGGAUGAAGGCAGUGCGAUGGCGCAGCGUAUUUUGACGAUGCUCGCGACUGCCGAUGCACAACGACUUCCUCCCGCUGUAUUUCCAACAUCGCUCGCAACGCAUGGCAUGCAAGAACCACAUACGCUGCGCCCACGCGCUCGGCUUGACAAGUAUAUGCCGCCGGUAUUGUCAGAAGACGAGGUGCCGUCGUUGGACACUGAGCCCACGUCUGCGAUUCAGAGCCCGUCUACGGAUCGCAUGGUAUUGGACUGCUUUCCACAGGAAGAUUCGAGCGCGCUUGAUGCGUGUGCGGAUAGCUCGUGGACACUGAGCUCAUUGCAUGGGGAUGUAUCGCCCUGUGUGCCCCCAAAACAGCGCUCCUCUUCGGAGCUCAGCUCGCCGCCCGCAGCGUAG
This is a messenger RNA of Malassezia vespertilionis, 618 nucleotides long. RefSeq lists its product as uncharacterized. The record is from RefSeq and is a predicted model, not a curated record. Bases 1 to 618 code for a protein of 205 amino acids. Lineage: Eukaryota; Fungi; Basidiomycota; Malasseziomycetes; Malasseziales; Malasseziaceae. The transcript is spliced from 2 exons.